AUCUCCCAGCCAGCACCAUGAGAGCGCUCAACAUUCUCAUAGGCUCGGCCUUCCUCUUGCUGAUCACCUCCUCGCCUCUCUCGGCAAGCGAGCGGCGGCGGAGCACGCUGCGGCGCGGCGACGCCCUCGCCGUGGACGACGUGCUCGUGUCGCCGAGCGGCAACUUCUCGUGCGGCUUCCACAGAGCGGCCACCAACGCUUACACCUUCUCCAUCUGGUUCACGGCCUCGGCCGACUCCACCGUGGCCUGGUCGGCCAACCGCGACUCCCCCGUCAACGGCAGGGGCUCCCUCGCCGCGCUCCGCGACGACGGCUCGCUUGUCCUCCAGGACUUCGACGGCCGCGUCGUGUGGAGCACCAACACGAGCAGCGGCGCCGCCGACCGUGCGCUGCUCCUGGACACGGGCAACCUCGUCGUCUCUGACGCCUCCGGCCGCGCGCUGUGGCAGAGCUUCGACUGGCCGACCGACACGCUUCUCCCAGGGCAGCCCAUCACGCGGUAUAGGAGGCUUGUUUCUUCCUCGGCUAGGGGUCUUCCCUACUCCGGCUUCUACAACUUCUACUUCGACAGCAACAACAUCCUCAACCUGAUGUACGACGGGCCCGAGAUCAGCAGCAACUACUGGCCGGACCCGUUCAACAAGUGGUGGGACAACAACCGGACCGCCUACAACAGCAGCCGCUUCGCCGUCCUCGACGCCCGCGGCCGCUUCUCCGCCAGCGACAACCUCAACUUCAACGCCUCCGACAUGGAUUCCGGUUCCGGCAUCGCCGCCAUGAGGCGGCUCACGCUCGACUACGACGGCAACCUCCGGCUCUACAGCCUCGUCGGUACCAUCUGGCGCGUGACGUGGGCGGCCGUGUCGCGCCCUUGCGACGUGCACGGCAUCUGCGGCCGCUACGGCGUGUGCGCCUACGACGGGUUAUCGUCUGCCGGGGCGCCGGCUUGCUCGUGCCCGGAGGGCUUCGAGGUGGCCAACGCCGGCGACUGGAGCAAAGGCUGCAAGAGGAAGUUCGAGGUGCCGUGCGGCGAGGACGACGUGGAGUUCGCGGAGAUGCCGCAGGUGGACUACUGGGGCUUCGACUUCAACUACACGGAGAAGCUCACCUUCGAGACGUGCAAGCAGAUCUGCCUCGACGACUGCAACUGCGAGGCGUUCGGGUACAAGAAGGGCACCGGGAAAUGUUACCCCAAGAUCGCGCUCUGGAACGGCCGCCGCCCCGUCGGCAACCAGGUCAUCCACCUCAAGGUGCCCCGCCGCCUCAACAACAAUGGCAGCGGCAAGCCGCUGGACCCUUCCAAGCUCUUUUUCAGCGGCCACGCGUGCACGGUCAGGGAAGUGAGCGCCAAUGUCAGCUCGUCCUACCUUCGAGCCGCCAUGACAGGCAGCAGCAAGAUCAACUUCGUCUACUUCUACUCGUUCUUGGCGGGUCUGUUCGUGAUGGAGGCCAUCUUCAUCGCCGGCGGGUACCUCUUCGUGUUCCGGGCUGCCGACCCGGCGGGAAGGCGAAUCCGCGACGAAGGGUACAGCAUAUUGCUCAGCCACUUCAGACGGUUCACCUACAACGAGCUGUCGAGCGCCACGACGGGCUUCAGGGACGAGAUCGGCCGGAGCGCGUCGGGGGCCGUGUACAAGGGCGUGCUCGAGGACGGGCGCAGCGUGGCCGUGACGAGGCUGGAGGAGCUGACGCAGGCCGACGAGGUGUUCCGGUCGGACCUGAGCGUCAUCGGCCGGAUCAACCACAUGAACCUCGUCAGGAUCUGGGGCUUCUGCUCCGAGCACUCCCACCGGCUCCUCGUCUCGGAACACGUCCAGAACGGCUCCCUCGACAAGGCCCUCUUCUUCUCUGACGACGGCGAACACUGCGUACCACCACCACUGGGUUGGCAAGCGAGGUUCGGGAUCGCCGUGGGCGUGGCCAAGGGUUUAGCGUACUUACACCACGAGUGCCUCGAGUGGAUCGUGCACUGCGACGUGAAGCCGGAGAACAUCCUCCUGGGCGGCGACUUAGAGCCCAAGAUCAACGACUUCGGGCUGGCCAAGCUCCUGAGCCGCCGGGACGAGCAAGGCCGGGUGCUGUCAAGCGUGCAAGGGACGCGAGGAUACGUGGCGCCGGAGUGGGCGCUGAACCUGCCGAUCACGGGGAAAGCCGACGUGUUCAGCUUCGGCGUCGUUCUCCUCGAGCUGCUCCGGGGCCAGAGGGUGUGCGACUGGGCCGUGGAAGGGGAAGAGGAAGGGAAAGAGGUGCGCAUGGACUUUCCCCGGCUCGUGGCGCUGCUGAAGGAGGAGAUGAAGGAUUUGAAAGGGGUUUGGAUGGAGCAGUUCGUGGACGCGCGCCUGCGUGGGGACUUUGGGCACCUGCAGGCGGCCACGAUGCUGGAGGUGGCCGUGGCGUGCGUCGAUGAUGACCCCGGACGGAGGCCCGGCAUGGACGCCGUCGUGCAGAGGCUCCUCUCGGCGCAGGAUGCCGUGCCGCCGUCCCUGCGCCAUGCGUCGUCCCCUCGCCCGGAGCUCACUCAUCACACGGUCUAAUUAACUUCAUUCUGAUUAAAACCAGCCAAUUAAGGCUUCAUUCUUACGAGAAUCUCAAAUUUUUCCCGUUUGUUUUUCUGGUAA
Brachypodium distachyon (stiff brome) is the source of this 2618-nucleotide messenger RNA. RefSeq names its product putative receptor protein kinase ZmPK1. The transcript has a single exon. The record is from RefSeq and is a predicted model, not a curated record. Gene Ontology annotation, molecular function: ATP binding; protein serine/threonine kinase activity. Gene Ontology annotation, biological process: protein phosphorylation; recognition of pollen. The coding region runs from base 18 to 2534 and encodes 838 amino acids. NCBI's taxonomy places the organism in Eukaryota, Viridiplantae, Streptophyta, Magnoliopsida, Poales, Poaceae.